Gadus morhua (Atlantic cod) is the source of this 1964-nucleotide messenger RNA. RefSeq lists its product as uncharacterized. Lineage: Eukaryota; Metazoa; Chordata; Actinopteri; Gadiformes; Gadidae. The record is from RefSeq and is a predicted model, not a curated record. The coding region runs from base 467 to 1435 and encodes 322 amino acids. The transcript has 2 exons.
UAUGAUCGGGUCAAUUUAUCGGGGUAGCAUUUACACAUACCCGAUGUUAUAACGAUAACAUAACGAUUCAUGCCAGGGAAGACACCCGAAGUGACCCGAUGUUACCACGUUUUGGUGAAAAGACCCGAUGUAGUCUCGAUCCCAGCCCGAUUAUAAGCCGAAUAAUGGUAAACAAUCGGGUGAUGACUCGAUCAGCCACGAUUUCCGGCCGAAUUCCGGCCGAUGUAGACCCGAAUAUAGCGGAAGAGACCCGAUGCGUAACGAUAGAUACCCGAUCCCCCACGGAAUAGACUCGUCCGAGACCCGACGCGCAUGACCAGUCGGGCGUCCGCGCGAUGGAUAUUUAACCCCCGAUUUUCUAAGCCGAUUCGUUUAAUAUUUCUAAAUUCCAACCAGUGCACAUCUUGUUAUUCUCAUACAUUUGGAUUAUCAAAUUAAAACCUUGUUCAUCAUAACUACUACCAGAAUGGGACCAAAGAAGAUGAUCUCCCAGAGUAAGGCCAGGAGGGGUAGAUCCAUGGGUGCCAGGGAAGCCUCCACCUCAUCUCCAUCACCCAGAGGGCCGAGCCCAGCAGCAUCUCCCAAACUACCAACUCCACCACCAGCAUCACCAGCUAGCUCUGAGUCUGAGCAGCCUGAGGCCACUCACAAGGCCGAUGUGCCAACCAAGAGGAGGCGUGAAAAGCCGGUGUACCUUACCGAUGAUCAGCAGCAGUUGCUGGCCGACUGGUUGAAGGACCACCCAGAGAUAUAUACGAAGGGCUCUAGGGAUUUUAAAAACACGGAGAGGAAGAAGAGGAGGUGGGAGGACAUGGCCAAGGACCUUGGAGUUAGCUAUGAGGAGCUCAUUAGGUGGUACCAUUCUACCAGGACUCGGGUUGGGAAACUCCUCCACACAGUCUCAGGGCAGGAGGUUGACAUGAGCAAGACGGACAGGGACAGGUACCUGGUGGCCACCUUUCAAUUCCUCCUGGAUCACAUCGUCCGUGAGCCAACCAGAGUGGCUCAUAGUUUGAAGGAGAAAAUAGCAGCUUCUCAGCCCUCAGCUACCGUGUCCAGAGCACCGAGGUCCUCGGAUGGGUCCUCAGAUGAAGGUCACAUGUCGGAGCCGAUGGACAUGCUGACACAGCCAGAACCCGAGGGAGACACAGGUGGCCCUUCGACCUCCACCGACCGUUCCACCAAGGGGAAGGAGAAGGGGAAGGGCAAGGCUACCCAGCCUACAGGUUUUAUGGAUUUGGUGGCCCAGCUGCAGGAACAACAAGAUGCCAACAAAUCCCUCCAGAGGCAGGUCCGGUCUGUUCUGGAACAACCAGUGAACAUUCCAACUAGCUCCAUGUUUGGCUCGUUCAUGGCUUCUAUGGUGGAGACACGUGUCCGGUCUCAUUUACAGCCACAAUUCUAUCAGGAGUGUUUUGCACUCCUGAUGAACUAAGUUGACCAGCCAGCCCAGGUGACCACCCCUGUUCCACAGCCCAUCAUGCAGCCCAUGCCACAGACAUCUUUCCACCUCUUACAGAAUCCGUUGAACCACGAGCCCAGAUUUGUAGCCCAGCAGGAGAGACGUCGGGCUGACUACACUGGCAUGGCGCCUCCCAGGAGUACUAGUGUAGAUUCUAUGUGGGGGGGACCAGGGCCUUCUGGACCUGAAGCCAGUCUGGUACGACCUGAGACCACUGCACCGAGAUCCUCCAGCACUCCCACUCAGCUGGAUGCACUGAACAUUUCCGGACUGUCCUCCCUGUCCUUUAUGGCCCAGUUGGCAUCUGAGAGGUCGAACUUGGAGACCCCCAGUGACCCCCCGGAGCAUGAGUAUCAGGACUAGUGUUAUUGUAAUGUGAUAAUUGAUGUUGUUUAUAUGUUAGUGUGAUUGGGUUAGUGUUAUAUUGUUGAAAUUAUUUGAUAUGUUUUUAUUAUGUUCUAAUAAAUCCCCCACUGUUCUAAUAAAUUAUUUUAAAACAAUU